GUAAACAAAGUGUUUGCGCAUUGGAAUGAAACAUGGCCACCACAGAAGCCGGAUGUGAGCAUUAUGUUCGCAGCUGUUUGUUAAAAGCACCCUGCUGUGGGAAGUUUUAUGUGUGCCGACUGUGUCAUGAUGAUGAAGAGAAUCAUCAAAUGGACCGAUUUAAGGUUCGAGAGGUUAAAUGUGCAGUGUGUAAUACUGUUCAAGAGGCUCAACAGACAUGUAAGGAAUGUACAGUGAAGUUCGGCGAGUAUUACUGUGGCAUUUGUCAUCUGUUUGAUAAAGACAAGAAGCAGUACCACUGCCAGCCCUGCGGAAUAUGCAGAAUUGGUCCAAGAGAGAAAUACUUCCACUGCACGAAAUGCAAUUUAUGUUUAGCCACUGAUCUUAAACAUAAUCACAAGUGUGUUGAGAAUGUCUCCAGACAGAACUGUCCUGUAUGUAUGGAAGACAUCCACACGUCCAGAAUAGGGGCUCAUGUUCUUACCUGUGGUCAUCUCCUACACAGAACAUGCCUUGAAGAUUUGUUCCAAACUGGUUUUCUGUUCUGCAGUGCUUACCGCUGUCCACUGUGUAAGCACUCGGCCUUGGACAUGGAGCAGCACUGGGAACAGAUGGAUAACGAUAUUGCCCAGUCAUCCAUGCCCACAGAGUACCAGGACUCAACAGUUAAGAUAAUAUGCAAUGACUGCCAGGCUCAUUGUACUGUCGCCUUCCAUGUGUUGGGGAUGAAAUGCAGCAGCUGUGGCUCCUAUAACACCACCCAGGACGGGGGGCUGAUCAUGCCUCCUGUUGUAGACACACAACAUACUGCAGAACAGCCAACUGAAGAAGAGCAUGAUGCUGAGCAACAUGAGUGACGUUAAGACUCUAAUAACUAAUUUAAUAAAAGCUUUCAUCUAUCUACCAUGUCUAUACAACAAUUCUGUGUUAUUGCUUCAUUAAAAUGAAUGAGAAAUUGAGAACAUUUGGGUUGAGGCUUCUUUAAUCAGAUGAUGGACACUGUCAGAUCUUCUCUUGAUUCCCUAGUCAGACCUCUAAUUGUCUGGGACACGCAUGACAAAAAUUUCCAUAUUCACUUUCUCAUAAAGAAUGACCGCAUUUGGUUGCACAUCAUUUUCUGAUUAAGGUCUAUAUUCGAGUGGUGGUGGCGUAGUGGGCUAAAGCACAUAAUUUGUAAUCAGAAGGUUGCUGGUUCGAUCCCUACAGCCACCACCAUUGUGUCCUUGAGCAAGGCACUCCAGAUUGCUCCAGGGGGAUUGUCCCUGUAAUAAGUGCACUGCAAGUUGCUUUGGAUAAAAGUGUCUGCCAAAUGCAUAAAUGUAAGUAUUCUGGUUAAGCUUUUAUUCUAAAUAAAAGUUUACUUGCUUAACAGUUGGUAGAAUAUUCUUGUUUAUGAAAACCCCUUUAUUCAUUGAUUUUUCUUGUAACACCAUUUUUGGGCAGUUCAAGUUUGUGGAAAAAAUCUCAUAUUAAACUGGCAACUCUUUUAAAUGUUAUUUAUUGUUCUAGUAAACCAGAAACACUGUUAUAUAAAAGCAAAAUAUUAAAUAUGAUUACAUGAAUAUAAGAUGAUCAUAUUAUGUAUUA
Messenger RNA from Myxocyprinus asiaticus (Chinese sucker), 1587 nucleotides. Its product is annotated as RING finger and CHY zinc finger domain-containing protein 1-like. The transcript is spliced from 8 exons. Gene Ontology annotation, biological process: protein ubiquitination; ubiquitin-dependent protein catabolic process. The coding region runs from base 33 to 857 and encodes 274 amino acids. NCBI's taxonomy places the organism in Eukaryota, Metazoa, Chordata, Actinopteri, Cypriniformes, Catostomidae. Gene Ontology annotation, molecular function: ubiquitin protein ligase activity; zinc ion binding. The record is from RefSeq and is a predicted model, not a curated record. Gene Ontology annotation, cellular component: nucleus.